Exophiala aquamarina CBS 119918 is the source of this 645-nucleotide messenger RNA. Its product is annotated as adenine phosphoribosyltransferase. The coding region runs from base 1 to 645 and encodes 214 amino acids. The record is from RefSeq and is a predicted model, not a curated record. NCBI's taxonomy places the organism in Eukaryota, Fungi, Ascomycota, Eurotiomycetes, Chaetothyriales, Herpotrichiellaceae. Gene Ontology annotation, cellular component: cytoplasm. Gene Ontology annotation, biological process: adenine salvage; AMP salvage. The transcript is spliced from 3 exons. Gene Ontology annotation, molecular function: adenine binding; adenine phosphoribosyltransferase activity; AMP binding.
AUGACAAGUGAACCGAGUUCUGACACCAGCCAUGGCCCCGCGCGAUCAGAGCCCAAUGCCCCCUCCUCCACCACCCAACUCACCGGUUCUAAAGCGCUACCGGAAUUGAAGAAGCGAAUCAAGGCCGGUUUGAGGACAUACCCUGAUUUUCCAAAGCAAGGGAUCUUGUUCGAGGACAUUCUCCCACUAUUUGCUUCUCAUUCCCUUCACAAAGAUCUCAUCCAAGCCUAUGAGCUACAGAUUCUCGAGAGCUUUGGACUGCACAACACGCCAGAUGUGAUUGUCGGUCUUGAUGCCCGAGGAUUUCUGAUCGGGCCGACGCUGGCACUUCGCUUAGGAGCUGGCUUUGUUCCAGUCAGGAAGCCUGGCAAGCUCCCUGGUAAAAUUGAAACGGCCGAGUUUGAAAAGGAAUAUGGUACCGAUACCUUCGCCAUACAGGCAGAUGCCAUCCAACCCGGCCAGAAGGUGCUGGUGGUUGACGAUCUAAUUGCUACCGGUGGGUCGGCAUCCGCAGCUGGGGCCCUGAUCGAAAAAUCUGGAGGAGUGCUACUCGGAUACCUCUUCAUCAUUGAGCUUACCUUCCUCAAGGGUCGGGACAAGCUCAACGCUCCCGUUUAUACGUUGUUGGAAAGUCAAUCGGAGUGA